AUGUCGCAGAGAUGGAGCAAAAAGAAGAGUCGGCUUCCAUUAGCGGGACUCCUCUUCAUGGUCGCAGUCACCGUCAUGAUUCUCUACAACGAGCGUAGCAUUCAGCAGAUCCACCACCACACCAGUCGCGAGCUCAAUCUCCCAGAUUUCUCUUUCGUCAACCCCAACGUUCCUGGGAAUAACCUCGAGGUUUUGGAUAGAUUCAGCCGAUGCAACGGGACGAAAGAGUACAGCGGGAAGAAAAUCGGAUGGGUUGAGGCGUAUGAAGAAAAUGGGAUGGCAGAGGAGGAGAAAUGUGAUGUCUUCUCAGGGAAAUGGGUCUUUGAUAAUUCAUCAUACCCACUCCACAAGGAAUCCGAGUGCCCCUACAUGUCUGACCAGUUGGCUUGCCAGAAGCACGGGAGGCCUGAUCUGGAUUAUCAACAUUGGAGAUGGCAACCUCAUUCCUGCAACUUGAAAACGUGGAAUGUGACAGAAAUGUGGGAGAAGCUGAGGGGAAAGAGAUUGAUGUUUGUGGGAGACUCAUUAAACAGAGGCCAAUGGAUAUCAAUGGUUUGUCUCUUACAGUCUGUAAUCCCACGUGACAAGCAAUCCAUGUCUCCCAACGCUCCCCUCACCAUUUUCAGGGCUGAGAAUUACAAUGCGACGGUGGAGUUUCUGUGGGCUCCGUUGCUCGUGGAAUCAAACUCUGAUGACCCGGUUAAUCACAGACUGGACGAACGGAUUAUUCGACCAGAUUCAGUUCUGAAACAUGCAUCAAAGUGGCAACAUGCCGAUAUCUUAAUAUUCAACACAUACUUAUGGUGGAGGCAAGACCCUGUCAAGAUCAGGUGGAGCAGUGAAGAAGAAGGGUCAUGCGAGGAGGUGAAGGGCGCAGAGGGAAUGGAAAUGGCAAUGAAUGCUUGGGCUGAUUGGAUUUCUAACAAUGUGGAUCCAAACACAAAGCGUGUUUUCUUCGUUACAAUGUCUCCUACACAUCAAUGGAGCCGGGAAUGGAACCCUGGAAGCCAAGGAAACUGCUACGGCGAGCAAAAACCGAUCGAGGAAGAGAGUUAUUGGGGAAGUGGGUCGGAUGUUGCGACAAUGAGGAUGGUUGAGAGAGUUUUGAAGAGAUUGGGGCCAAAGGUUUCACUUGUCAACAUUACUCAGUUGUCUGAGUAUCGUAAAGAUGGCCAUCCCUCCGUGCACCGGAAAUUCUGGGAACCAUUAACCCAAGACCGGUUGGAUAACCCGGCCUCGUAUUCGGACUGUACUCAUUGGUGUGUACCGGGAGUUCCUGAUGUCUGGAAUCAAUUGCUUUUCCAUUUUUUGUGA
This is a messenger RNA of Microthlaspi erraticum, 1314 nucleotides long. The record is from the annotation of a GenBank genome assembly. Lineage: Eukaryota; Viridiplantae; Streptophyta; Magnoliopsida; Brassicales; Brassicaceae.